AUGGAAUUCCACUUCGUCAAUCAUGGCUCUGUUGGGUCGAAAAGCCGCAAGGUUAUCCGUAGCCAUGUCAUGAAGGGAAAGAACUCUGGCAAAAAGCACGUUGCUCGGGGUCGAAAAAGAACAAGAAUUGCGACUCGAAAUGAGCCCGCCUCGCCGCCUCGGGACAUGAUUUCUACACUGCGUCGAAUGGUGGGAGACGAUCUCUCUUCAUAUUCUCCAGGCACCAAGUUGUCGCCUCACACACGCCUUUUGUUCCACCAGUACUUCUACAUACUCAGCGAGGCCUUGUUUCCUCCAGAGUUCUGCCAGGCACAGAACCCCAUGAAGACAGUGUGGUUCGAUUAUCUCCUCAACGAUAAAGCCUACUUUCAUGUCUCUCUCUCGAUGACCGCAACGUGCCUCGACUUCUUCGAGUACAAGGACCACGAAUCGCCUCAAGCCAUCGCUCACAUGACAACGGCCUUUGCUCUCGUGAACCAAAAGCUUUCGGGCCUGGAGUCUCUGUCAGAUGCGACUAUCGCAUUGGUAUCCAUGUUGAGUUGCCAAGAAUCAAUAAGAGGAGACCUCGAAAAGUACAAAAUCCACCUGGCUGGUCUCGAUCGAAUGGUCCAGUUGCGAGGCGGCUUACACGCUUUUGAACAAAACAUGGAGCUGUUUCACAAAAUUUGCAGAUCCGACAUCCAGUACGCCCUUCACACGGACUGCCCUGCAUUCUACCACCACGACGUCAUGCCACAGCGCAUCAUGCAAGAAAUCUGUAGAAAUCCACUACACCCAGACAGGCCGCUGGCGGAGAUCUUCAGUGCCGCCGAACCAACAAUAAAAGAUCUUGUGCGGGAAAUCGACAGUAUCAGUGUCUUUCUGAGCAACUGCGGCCUGCAGUCCAAGCUUACGGCCGAUGAGUUCCAGUCCAUGCUUUCAUCUCUCGGCUAUCGCCUGCUGCGCGUCCGAGAUCAGGGGUACACUUGUCCUGGUGACCUCCAUGGAGCUUGCCUUCUGGGAGUCAUGAGCUUUUACACCAGUCUUCUGCUUCAGUUUGGUCGUCAGCGACAUUUGCUUUACGAAAGGAUUUCCCGACGACUCAAGGUCUCUGUUCGCGUGCUUGAUCUCGACUCGGCACAUUCACAGUUUUUGCCCACACUAUUGUGGUUACUGAUGCUGGGAGCUAUCUCGGUGUUUGAGAAGGAAGACGAUCCUUGGCUUCUACCCGAACUUGCCCGUGUCUCUGAACAAUUGAUGCUCAAGACUUGGGAGGACAUCCACUGUGAAUUGAAGAGAUAUCUUUGGAUUGACUCGAUUCACAAUGGACAAGGCAGGCGGUUAUGGGACAAGGUCCAAAGAUAUCAAGCAGACAAAAUGGUGUAA
This is a messenger RNA of Colletotrichum higginsianum IMI 349063, 1365 nucleotides long. Its product is annotated as Citrate synthase. The transcript has 4 exons. NCBI's taxonomy places the organism in Eukaryota, Fungi, Ascomycota, Sordariomycetes, Glomerellales, Glomerellaceae. The record is from RefSeq and is a predicted model, not a curated record. The coding region runs from base 1 to 1365 and encodes 454 amino acids.